Molecule: messenger RNA, 1684 nt
Organism: Archocentrus centrarchus (flier cichlid)
Lineage: Eukaryota; Metazoa; Chordata; Actinopteri; Cichliformes; Cichlidae
Gene: supt7l
Product: SPT7 like, STAGA complex subunit gamma
Exons: 5
Coding region: 130-1431 (433 amino acids)
Cellular component (GO): SAGA complex
Molecular function (GO): transcription coactivator activity; protein heterodimerization activity
Source: RefSeq, a predicted model, not a curated record
UUUUUUCCCUCCAAGGACAAAAACGCUUUGUUUCCUGUGCAGCUUCCUUCAAAAUUCAAUCAGCAGCAGGCGUUUCCUCCAACUUUUCAGCUGAAGUCUGUAUCCCCACUGUGUCUGCGAUUUGUCGCCAUGAUGCGUUACUGGGGUGAGAUCCCAGGACCUGCGGGGGCUCCUCCCAGUCGCAGCUCCUUUGACUUGCUCCAGCGUGAGUUUCGCUCCGUGGAGAUGCAGGACCCUCCCUUGCACCAGCCCUCUGCACAGCGACCACGGCCCACCACAAUGCUGGACAUCCCCUCUGAGCCGUGCAGCCUCACCAUCCAUACAGUUCAGCUGUGCCAGCACAUCCGCCGCCUCCGAGGUCUUCUGGCAGCAGCCCAAGCCCAGGCUCAGGGUCAGAGCUCAGUGUCCUCUGAGGGUGGCAGCAGGCUGGAUGAGGCUGAUACCAACCUGCCAUUACGCCCUCCUACCCCACCUGUCAUGCCAGAUGACCUGCUACCGGUGGAUAGCAAAGCACCCCGACAGCCCUUUCAGCUUCGCCACAGUGACCCAGAAAGUGACUUUUAUAAGGGUAAAGGCGAACCAGUCACAGAGUUGAGUUGGCCCUCCUGCAGGCAGCUCCUGUAUCAGUCAGUAGCCACUGUCCUGGCCCAUGCUGGGUUCGAAUCUGCUCAGGAGAGCGUGCUGGAGACGCUGACUGACAUGGUCCAUGAGCAUUACCUGCGCCUCACCCGCCUGCUGCGGGUAGCAGUGGACCGGGAGGCUCGAUUGGGGGCCAGUCCCUUCCCAGAUGUGGUGGAGCAGGUGUUCCAUGAGGUGGGAAUUGGCAGCGUGCUGGCCUUGCAGCGCUUCUGGCAAGUGAGGAUCAAGGACUAUCACAGCUACAUGCUCCAGCUCAGUAAGGAUCUGUCAGAGGAAUACGAGCGGCUGGUGAACCCAGAGAAAGCUCUAGAGGAUUCCAAGCCCCCGAAGAUCAAGGAGGAGCCCACAAGCAACUUCUCCUUCCCUGUUAGCGAGGAGCCCGAGGCUGACUUGGCCCCCGGGGACCAGGCUUUGCCAAUGGGGGUCCUUGGGGCCAACGCUGAGAGGCUGGCUUCAGGCCUGGAUGGCGACCAUUCUCCUCACACCUCAGGUGGAGGCAUGGCCAACAACUCCCCUCUGUGGCCUCAGGUAAAAGUGGAGCCACAGGAUGGCGAGGAGGGCCAGGCUUUGGCUCAUCAUCACCAUCAUCACCACCAUCACCACCAUGGGGUCCUGGGCGGAGACGUGUUUGAGGACGGGGGGCCCAUGUCCACCAUGAGCGAGUCGGGAGGAGCCAUGGGACCUUCACCAGGAGGGGUGGUAUCCGAUGGCAGCUACGCAUCACACUCACCUGACGCCAUGAUGGUCGAUGACUUUGACCAGAGACCCAAGAAACGGACAAAGAAGAUGUGAGGCUGUGUUUGCAGAGAAACUGACUCUGAACCAAAGUGGUGAAACGCACCAGCUGAUGAAGCGUUAAUGUCACAAGAGUGCUGAACUAAUGGGGUAGGGCGGGGUUUUUGUAGUUUUUCUUUGUUUCUACUAAAUAUAUUAAUGGAGUUAUCUUCAGAAGAAUAAACAUGUUCAGAACACCAGUUGUACUAAUUUUGAUCGUGGAGUGUUUUUGAGAAAAAUAUACAAGGAGUCCUAACAGUUAGCUUGAUGA